CCAUCAAUCAUAAAUUGAUCGAUGCGAUCGGAGCAUGUGCGAUUUCUUCGUUUAUUAUAGUUCCGAUGACUGAAAACUCUACUAGUGUUUGUAAAUUCAUUAUUUUCAAUAGCGUUUGACAGGUUGUUUGUCAAACAAAAACAGCUGAUUAAAGCGGUUUAUUAUACGAGGCAGAUAGGUCGUACGGGUUCGAAUCUCCGUGAAAAAAUUCCGUAAUAUCACUAUUCGCUUGAAACUAAAAGGACGCAGUCUAUUAAUAUCACCGCAGCAAGUUAGAACGAAAGAGCGAAGACAAAAUGGCUUGGACUCCGUACCAAUAUAUGCUGGCAUUAAUGAUGGUUGUAACUGGAAGCAUAAAUACCUUAAGUACAAAGUGGGCGGAUGAGCUGGAAUCAGAGGGAAAGGAUGGUGUUAAAAAGUUUGAUCAUCCAUUUUUCCAGGCCUCCUGUAUGUUUUUGGGAGAGAUCAUGUGUUUCUUUGUGUUUAAAGUCAUGUACUUUGCAUAUAGUAGACGCGGGGAUGGUACUGAGAAUGUUAAGGAACUGACUCGUGGUAACCGAACCUUCAAUCCUUUUAUUCUCUUCCUCCCAGCUAUGUGUGAUAUGACUGCCACUUCAAUUAUGUAUGUUGGAUUGACUUUGACCUAUGCAUCCAGUUUUCAGAUGUUUAGAGGUUCUGUUAUUAUUUUUGUUGGAUUGUUGAGUGUCGGAUUUUUGGAGAGGGUUUUGAAGAAAAGGGAAUGGCUGGGAAUAUUCAUGGUGAUCGUUGGAUUGUCAGUGGUUGGAGCAGCCGACUUUAUGACCAACGAGAGCGACGGUGAUGCGCCGGAUAGGAAUAGCAUCAUCACCGGUGACAUUCUCAUUAUUAUGGCGCAAGUGAUCACCGCCAUUCAAAUGGUGGUCGAAGAGAAAUUCGUUUCCGGUCAGGAUAUUCCACCAUUGCAGGCUGUAGGAUGGGAAGGCAUCUUUGGAUUCACGGUCCUCGCUCUUCUGCAGAUUCCAUUCUACUACAUCAAAGUCGGACCUCCAUUCAGCAACAACUCCAGAGGCGUUUUGGAAGAUGCCAUCGACGCUUUCAUUCAGAUUGGAAAUAAUUACAAUCUCGUCUUCGCAAUAUUAGGAACCAUCGUUUCUAUCGCGUUCUUCAAUUUCGCUGGGAUCAGCGUAACUAAAGAACUCUCCGCAACUACCCGCAUGGUAUUAGACAGCGUACGAACAAUCGUUAUUUGGAUUGUGAGCAUGCUCUUCAUGGGACAAAUUUUCCAAUGGUUACAGCUGCUCGGUUUCGUCGCUCUCCUGUAUGGAAUGUGCUUGUACAAUGGUAUCACCUGCACGUCCGUAUUUGCUAAAAUCCGUUCGGGUUUCAAUAGAUUGAGAUACAGGAAUUUGCACGAGGGAGCCGUCAUUAAUAGCUCGGCCGAUCAACCUGACGACACUAUGGAUGUCUGAACGACUAAAAUAUAUUAAUCUAAAAACGUAUAAUCUCUUAGCCUUAAACACUGAAGAUCUUAAUAUGCAGAACGGUAAUUUUAAUAGGACAAUGGAAUUAUCUUCGCUUGGAAUGUUGUACGUUGAUGAAUUAAGAUCUUAUGUGAUAUUAAUUUCUUUGUAGGAAGAUUCUCUUAUUUCGUUCUUCCCGUCUCAUUUGAGAAUAUCGAAAUUCUAUACUUGUUUCCAACUAUUUUUUUUUAAUUUACUAUAUGCUAGAUAUAUAUAUUUUCUGUAUAAAUAAAAUUAUAUUGACUA
Nicrophorus vespilloides is the source of this 1745-nucleotide messenger RNA. RefSeq names its product solute carrier family 35 member F6 (gene Tango9). Gene Ontology annotation, cellular component: intracellular membrane-bounded organelle; membrane. The transcript has 6 exons. Gene Ontology annotation, biological process: transmembrane transport. The record is from RefSeq and is a predicted model, not a curated record. NCBI's taxonomy places the organism in Eukaryota, Metazoa, Arthropoda, Insecta, Coleoptera, Silphidae. Gene Ontology annotation, molecular function: transmembrane transporter activity. Bases 297 to 1448 code for a protein of 383 amino acids.